Molecule: messenger RNA, 2933 nt
Organism: Psammomys obesus (fat sand rat)
Lineage: Eukaryota; Metazoa; Chordata; Mammalia; Rodentia; Muridae
Gene: Topbp1
Product: DNA topoisomerase II binding protein 1
Exons: 16
Biological process (GO): DNA replication initiation; mitotic G2 DNA damage checkpoint signaling; mitotic DNA replication checkpoint signaling
Source: RefSeq, a predicted model, not a curated record
UUGGUUGACAGUGUACCUAAACAAGAACAAUUGUUAGAAACUAAGAUACCAAAUGGCGUGACUCGAAAUCCAGAUUCUCCAGCACAUCCUGACACACACCUGGAAAUUCACAGAAAAAUGGCUGUUACACCCUUGGACAUGAACCGCUUUCAGAGUAAGGCUUUCCAUGCUGUCAUCUCGCAGCACAGUAGGCAGUACUCUGCCUCUCCAACAGUAGGACAGCCGCCUAAGAAGGAGCCCUCCUUACACCUGGAUACACCAUCAAAGUUUCUGUCCAAGGACAAGCUUUUCAAGCCGUCCUUUGAUGUGACGGAUGCACUUGCAGCCUUGGAAACCCCAGAUGCUGCCAGCCAGAAGAAGAAACUAAGCUCACCACUCUCAGAAGUCAUUGUCAGGAACUUGAAAGUUGCUUUGGCUAAUAGUUCUCGAAACCCUGGCAGUCUUUCCACCAGCCCCCAGCUGAAGGGUGCUCAUUUGGAGGAGGAAGAGGCUCCAAAACCACUUGACAAAGUUGUGGUGUGUGUGAGUAAAAAGCUUAGUAAGAAGCAGAGUGAGCUAAAUGGGAUCGCAGCCUCUCUGGGAGCAGAGUACAGGUGGAGUUUUGAUGAGACGGUAACUCAUUUCCUUUAUCAGGGUCGGGCAAAUGAUAGUAAUCGAGAAUACAAAUCUGCGAAAGAAAGAGGGGUGCACAUUGUUUCCGAGCAUUGGCUUUUAGAGUGUGCUCAAGAGUAUAAGCGUCUUCCUGAAUCUCUUUAUCCACACACUUACAACCCCAAGAUGAGCCUGGAUAUCAGUACAGUGCAAGAUGGCCGGCUCUGUAACAGCCGGUCACCCUCAGCAGUUUCUGCAUCUAAGGACAAUGAGCCAGAUCAUUUGUCUGUAGAAGAAAAUGUGACAAACAAUAUGGUCAUGAAUAACAAAGAAUUGGGACUAUUGAAUGGGAAUGGAAGAAAUGAUUGUGAAGGAGCUCUAACACAGGCCUUGGAGAUGAGAGAAAAUUUUCAGAAGCAGCUGCAAGAGAUCAUGUCAGCCACUUCUAUUGUGAAGACACAGGCGCAGAGGACUUGCCUGUCGAGAAGCAGUUGUAACAGUACUUCUUCAACUCCUGACAGCGCUCGCUCUGCUCGGAGUGGACGAAGCCGAGUCCUGGAGGCACUCAGGCAGUCUCGACAGGCAGUGCCUGAUAACAACACAGAGCCCUCCCAAAAUGAGCAGAUCAUUUGGGAUGACCCGACAGCAAGGGAGGAAAGAGCAAGGCUCGCCAGCAACUUACAGUGGCCGAGCUACUCCACACAGUUUUCUGAGCUUCAGGUUGAAGCUAAAAAACUAGAUGAUUCUCCUGGAAAGCCUGUAGACCAUUCGGACAUUGCUGAGCAAGCCUUGUGUGUGACUGAAGCGCCAGGGCACCCAGGCUCUGAAGAACCAGAAACUCCAGCAGCAGAUAGACAUCUGAUUUCCAGGCCUCAAGCUCCCAGUGUGGCUUUCCCCCUGGCCAAGCCACCUGUGGCUCCACAACCUAUGGACAAGAUUGAAACACUGGAGGAGACUCAUGAAAAACUUGAAAAACAGUAUGUGUUCCAGAUGUCAUCUCUGAAUUCUCAAGAGCGGAUUGAAUACUGUCACCUGAUUAAAAACCUAGGUGGGUCGGUGAUCGAGAAGCAGUGCUCAGACCCCAGCUGCACACACAUGGUUGUGGGCUACCCACUGCGCAAUGAGAAGUACUUAGCCUCCAUGGCAGCUGGCAAGUGGGUGCUUCAUCGCUCCUACCUGGACGCUUGCAGGACAGCUGGGCACUUUGUGCAGGAAGAAGAUUAUGAAUGGGGAAGUAGCUCCAUACUUGCUGCUCUCACUGAUGUCACUGAGCACCAGCAAAAACUAGCACUUGGAGCAAUGAGAUGGAGGAAAAGAAUCCAGCAAAGAAAAGAAUCGGGCAUUGUUGAGGGAGCAUUUAGUGGCUGGAAGGUUAUUUUACGUGUUGACAGGCACCGAGAAGCUGGGUUCAAGCGCCUUCUUCAAGCAGGAGGAGCAAAGGUGUUACCUGGUCAUCCUUUACCUUUAUUUAAAGAUGCUACACAUCUCUUUUGUGACUUCAAUAAACUAAAACCUGAUGACUGCAGAGUUUUCAUAACAGAGGCUGCUGCCCAGAACAUGGCCUGCUUGAAAACAGAAUAUAUCGCUGAUUAUCUCGUGCUGGAAUCCCCUCCUUGUGUGGAUAACUACCGACUGUCAGAAGCUGCUUUAUUCCAGAAUAAGGAAGCUGGGCUUGGAUUACCCCAGAAGAGGAAAACUCCCACAGAGAACGGUGUCAAACGGCCUCGGAUGCACUGAUGUACUAUUGCCACCAAACAGCAAAUGUUUUCUAGUUCAGAGAUGGCUAUGGGUUGGCGACAGUGCGCUUGUCCCUGGGUUUGAUUCCCCAGCAAUGCAAAACAAGAAUUUCAGCUACAACCUAAAUGCUGCUGUGAUAGGUUUGUGUAGCAGUUUAAAGGCAUGCAUCUGAACUGGUCCUGUGAACUUGAUGCCUUUAACACCUGAAUUUGAAUCACUGAAUAUUGACUGUUCCUAAUAAAAGAAACUUCAAACUAGCUUGUUGGGAGACAUUGGGUACAUAAGGACUUGGUUUUUCUUGUAAAUAUCUGAGGCUGUAGUUUUAACGGGACAUAGAUUUUGUUUCAAAAUGUCUUAGUUCAUAAAAGCAAGUUAUCAAUUGGGGUUAGUCCAUGUUUUCCUGAUUUUUAUAUAUAUAUAUAAAUAUUCUUGCCAUUUAGCCUCUUAACAGCCUAAGCACAGGGUUUAAUAAUGAAGCCAGGGCUUUAAACUAAAAAUGUAUAUAUAUGUAAAUGUGUGUAUGUAUAAACUUACAUGAUUUGCCAACUGUGGGUACCAAAACGUAGAAAAUGAGAUAAAGAUUAAAAAAUAUCAGCUCAAACUGA